Molecule: messenger RNA, 2389 nt
Organism: Pseudo-nitzschia multistriata
Lineage: Eukaryota; Bacillariophyta; Bacillariophyceae; Bacillariales; Bacillariaceae
Source: the annotation of a GenBank genome assembly
GAGAUGUCGAUUGUCCUAGACGCGAACAGUGCAUCGGAAGAGAUAGGAUAAUCUCGAAAAAAGCUUACCGUCAUCAAUUGAAAUCAACGACUCGCCUCCAAGAAGAUGAAGAUUAUCAGUUCUUUCACCGUUUGCUUUGCGCUUUCAACGGUACUGUUUGCCGCCCCUGCUAUCCAUGGAAUGCCGGCCAAUCCCCUGGGAAGUUUUAUCGAAACCCAGCCGGAUGGAACGAACAUCACUUUGCGUCUCCAUGGCGAUCCCCACGAUGCUUGGAUGACCGACGAGCAUGAUUAUACCGUUGUAAAAAAUUCUGCCACUGGAUUUUUUGUCUAUGCGCAGCCUGAUGGAAAUGGCAAUCUCGAGCCAUCGUCCGAAAUCGUUAGGGACAGCAACGAUGAUGAGAGGGAAGUCUUUUUUGAAGAAGAGGAAGGUCAUCAGAAGCUGCCGCCAAGUUCAAACUCUGAUUCGGUCGUAGAUACACAAUCGUCUCCAAGCACAACUGUUAAUGGUACUGUCAUCACGACGAUUUCUUCUUUCAACAAACAAAAGAACAUUCGCCCCACCAAGCGCGAUUGUCGAGACAAGAUAUGUGGCGAGCACGAUGAGCGCGGCGACAACCACCAAGAGAAUAUCCUACAGGGUCUUCGUGGCACAAAUUCGGUCCCGAGCACAAACACAGCCACCAGCUUUGUUGCUUCAACUUACGCGAAGAGACAUGGAGAUGGCCCCGGUAAAAAGGUCCGCCUCCGGAAUCUUGUCCUACUCCUGAAGUGGUCAGAUCACAAUGAUCGAGUGCUCCCGCGCCGAGAAGAUUAUGAAGUACUGAUGAAUAACAGGGGUCCCAAUGCUCGAUUUUGUCCUACGGGAUCAGUUCGAGACGUCUUCUUAGAAAAUUCAUACGGUGCACUGGAGGUUGAUUCGUAUGUGACCGAUUGGAUUCCUAUGGAUAACACCGAGGCAUUUUAUUCGAAUGGUGACAAAGGUACGACAACUCGCAUCCAGGAUGCCAUUCGAUACGCUCUCAACUACGUGGAUGGGAGGAUAGUCGAUGGCGUGAGUGUUUACAACAAAGUCGAUUUUGACUUUUUCGACGAGGAUCGAGACGGCUAUAUUGAUUCUAUUACUUUCAUUCAUUCGGGAUACGCGGCCGAGCUUGGAGGGACCGAUUUUUACGGUAGGUUCUACGAAGAACGUAUAUGGUCGCACAAAUGGAGUUUGUAUCACGAACAAUUUCAGAGCAAAAAGGGGCGCAACGUUCGAGUUAGCACCUAUCAUAUUUCAUCGGGUCUAUGGGGGUUAGAUGGAUCACGGAUUGGACGCAUUGGGGUACUAGCUCACGAAAUGGCUCAUUUUUUGGGCCUGCCAGAUCUUUAUGACCACGACUCGAGCAGCAGAGGUGUUGGGAAUUAUGGCUUGAUGGCAAAUUCAUGGGGCUCAAACGGUCAGCAGCUCCAUCCGCCCUACAUGUCGGCAUGGGCAAAAAUGAUCUUGGGCUGGGUUACACCAAUAGAACCUACUCCUGGAACAAAUAUAAUAGAGGCAGCUGCAGAGCAAAAUCCUUUUCAACCACAGGUUUACAUCAUUCAGGAAGGUUUUCCGGAGGGCGAAUUUUUGCUGAUCGAAAACCGCCAACCAGUCGGUUACGAUGCGUACUUGCCACAGGGCGGACUUGCUAUUUGGCACAUCGACUAUGGAUCGACGAAAUCGUACAACAUCUGGGAUGUCUAUAUGCGCCAGAGCAGGGAGGGCUACCCCGCUCAGGAGGGAUGGCCAGAAAACGGGAACCACUACGCGGUCGCGCUACUCCAGGCAGACGGAUACUAUGACUUGGAAAUGGGCUUCAACUUUGGCGACUACGAAGAUCUCUUUCACGCGUCCGACGUGGAUGAGCUCGUUCCUUGCCGACGGAAACACGAUUGCCAAUAUCCAAACACCGACUCCUAUCAAGGCGGAAACAUWGUUCGCUCCAAUGUACACAUCACGGACAUUAGCGAGUCGGGGCGCAUCAUGACCUUUGAUUACUGGGUAGGGGAGUUYGGCACGAUCCCAACGAACUCUCCGACAGGUUAUCCAACCUAUUUCCCAACAUCCUUUCCGUCCGUCCCGCCAACUAUUGCUCCCACUACAGAAAAGGAACGAARGGGCAGGAGAAAAGGCAGGAUCUGCCGGAAGGAUAGCCAAUGCUCUAGUGGCUUUUGCAGAAAGAGCAGACGGUGGUUAUUCAAAAACAAAUACAGGUUCUUUGGCAGGUGUMGAGCGAAAGAAUGAACACAGCACCAAAGCCUGAUGAUGGUAGGAUGGCAAGCGUUGACUCGGCUGUUUUCGAAAAGUAGGUCUGGCAACUUUUCGCGACCGACACACGCACGUAGGUGUAGAUAAUUUGUCACCU